GUUUACUGCCUUGGAUGGCUUGGUCGUUAACCGCCAGUUCCCACGGACACCCAGCCGCCUGGGAUAAGAAGCUUCCAUUCCCUUGCCCCUUCACAGAGCACGCUCAUCGUGAGACAGCAGAAUAGCUUAGAAGCUUCCCAAACAUCUUCACCUUGCCCGAUAUGUCCCCCACUCGAAGCAAAUACACAGCUGACAUCCUGGCUCGACCCGGUCUCACGUUCGACACGGAGAUCCGUGAUCCCAAACAACGCAUCCAAGCAUAUAUGGACGCAUACAAGCAGAACCCCCCCUCGAAGAGCAUCGAUGAAUCCCUCCUGCGAGACCACCUCGAGCUUAUAGACGCCUCCGCAGGCCCCCAAAUCAGCGCCUCGUUCCGCAUGCGCGUGAGUCCCGAGUACUGCAGUCGCAUGGGGAACAUGCACGGCGGACUGAUCUCGCUCGUCUUCGAUCUGUGCACGACCAUGUGUGCGGCCCCGGCUGCCCGGAGCAACUUUUGGACAUUCGGGGGUGUGUCCCGCACGUUGAAUGUUACUUUUCUGAGGUCUGUUAGGCAGGGAUCGUGGGUGAGGAUUCACUGUGAGCUGUUGCAUAUUGGUUCGCGAUUGUGUAUGACUUGUCUUUAUUUCCUCUUCCCUUUUCUCUACCUCUGUCCUCUUGGUUGUUUGUUUGCGUUAGCUUGUUGGGUGCGCUUCUGGGAUACUGACUUCUUGAUCUAGCGGCGAUUAGAGGGCAGAUGACGAAUGAAUCCGACGGAAGGUUACUUGCGGUUGUGGAGCACAACAAAGCCAGUGUUGCACUUGGGGAAAAGAGCAAUAUGUAGAUCUGGAGCUGGUGCUUGUGUGGUGGCUGGUCCUGUAAAUCUGCCGCAUUAGUUUGGAGAAGCAUGUCAGGGGUUGCGUUUCUGUCAUUAGGGCAAG
This is a messenger RNA of Aspergillus campestris IBT 28561, 917 nucleotides long. Its product is annotated as PaaI family thioesterase. The transcript is spliced from 2 exons. The coding region runs from base 162 to 716 and encodes 184 amino acids. Lineage: Eukaryota; Fungi; Ascomycota; Eurotiomycetes; Eurotiales; Aspergillaceae. The record is from RefSeq and is a predicted model, not a curated record. Gene Ontology annotation, molecular function: fatty acyl-CoA hydrolase activity.